Molecule: messenger RNA, 4534 nt
Organism: Pocillopora verrucosa
Lineage: Eukaryota; Metazoa; Cnidaria; Anthozoa; Scleractinia; Pocilloporidae
Product: trichohyalin
Source: RefSeq, a predicted model, not a curated record
UUCCGUUCGCCGCAGGGAAGCAGUAGUUGGUAGACAUGGACUUUUUCUGACGCCGAAUUGUCUCUCUAAUGGGGAUAAAAUGGUUCUUCCAUUCGAACGGCAGCCUCUCUUACACAAGAGAUACGCUUCUCUCUCUUCUCCAGAGCUCACACGGUUCUCUCAAGGCGAAAGCGGCGAUGCGUCGAGAGGAGACGAGUAUGCGAAUUUUCUCAAGUCAUUAGCAAAUGGAGAACGGCAAGAUGUUGGGGUGUCAAGACCUAAGCCACUUGCUGGAAAGCAAGGCCGAUCAUCGCCAACAACAAAAGACCCAAAGCAGGCUAAAUAUAGGUUGUCACCAAACAGAAGUGAUGGUCUGCUUCAUGUAACAUUAACUGCAAAACAAAAUAUACAGGAACACCAGAAAAAGAUGAGAGUUAUUGAGGAUCAUAUGCUGCAACAUAAACAAGAGGAAAGAGAACUGAAACGUUAUGAAGGAGAUAUCAUUAAGAAACAGCAUCAUCUCAGAAGAACCAUGGCAGAAUAUGAAAACAGUAUUUACAAAAAAGUGAGAGGUGAAGAAAGUAAGCUUAGUGAGAACAAUCAGGGCGUGGAAAGAGUUAAACAGCAACAUGCCAUACAGGAGGACAAAGUCAACAAGGCAAGAACUGAGAGGAACAUGUCUGCUAUUGUGAAAUUUAAAGACAAAGAUAGGAAGGAAGGAUUAAACCUGGGUGAAGUGGAGUUUCAGUACAGUAAAACAGCCAAGCAACUAGAGCUGACUCGUACAGAAAUCUUUUCACUAACUCAGCAGUUUGAAGAGAAUCUGAAAAGAAUAGAGGAAAGGGGAUUUGAAUUGAAAAAGAGUUUGGCUGAGCUUGCCAUUGCAGCAAACAAGAUGGCGCUGAAAAAGAGAACACAACAAACGGAUGAUGACAGAUAUGUAAAGGACACAAGCAUCAAAGAUAUUCAGGAUGACAGACGACGUAAACAAAGCUUGACAGAAAAACUCAAAGGUAUAGAAAACCAAGGACUUAAACAUGAAUACGGCAAGCGGCGUUUGAGCAGGGACUUGAUGGUCUCCAAAGACAUGUUGUCCUUAAAGUCAAGGGAAGAGGGUAGAAAGAUGACCGAUAUUAAUCGUAGGCUUCAACACAAUUCCGUCAGCCAAAAGCAAGCUAAGCAAGCGGCAGAAUAUCUGGAACUUGAUCGACAAGGAAAAGAGAUUGAGGAACGAGGCCAGUUUGCCGAGGCUCGCAGAAGCCACCAGAUUGAGCAGCUGACAAGGGAAAGAAGACAGCAACACUCGCAGCAGAUGACUGAGUGGAAGAAACGUUACUUAGAAAAACAGAACGAGGCCACUCGGCGUGCCCAUGAAGACAGCGUCAAACAUCUACAGAAAAUUGUGAACAAGAUGGAGGAAACAGAGCAUGCUCUGUACAAUCGAGUACGUGCCGCUGAAAUGCAACGCCGAAAACAAGAACAGGACGUACAAAGAAUCUUUGUCGAAUUGGAGCAACUGUCCAAAGAAAACCAGAAGAAAAUGAGGGAAACCCAGGAACAGUUUGGCCGAAAGAAGGUUGAGUUGGAACAGAAGCUCUUACGAGAGAAAGCUGAACUAGCAAAGGCCCACAAUCAGCGGGAAGAAAGCAUCCAAAGGUUACUACACCACAGAGCGAAGAUGAACGGCGACAAAUACUUACUGUCUGAGGAAGAAAGGGAGCAUGAUCGUCUCGCCAAGAUCGGGCAAAGAACAGACAAUUUGGAGCAGGAAGUUCAUUCAUGAAUACCGCCAGUAGUCUCUGCCGAGCCUACGCAGCAGAAGCUCGCCAAGUGCGCGAGUUACAAGUGAGCGAAAGAGAAGCACUCGUCGUGUACGCCAUAACCUCUUUCCCGCGCGUGUCGCUCCAAAUAGCUUGCGCAAGGUUGAGUCGAGUGUCUGCCACGUAGGCUAAGGUAGCGUUAGACUGAUUAGCGUGAUGUGUUGCUUUAAUGCGCAUUUGAUGUUAAUUUGUAGGUACUAGUUUUUAAUACAUGUAUGAGUGAUUUUGAAGAUAGGCUGAAGGUAUUCCUCGCAAUCGGGUGGGCUAUGUUAGUUUCCUUCCCUUUAUAAGUAUCGCUCGAUACGCUCUAACGGCAGACCCUUAUUUUCCUAUCUAACAAUACAUUAACGUUUUAUUUUGUUCCAGUUUAUUUCAGUAUUUGUUUUUGCUUAUUUGUAUAAAAUUUUUUGCUUAUUUUUUUUUAGUCAAAGGUCUCCUAAAACUCGUCUUAUAUACAACAGAAGGUUGGCAAUAUUGACUGUAUCAGGAAGCUAGAGAGGCAGUUGCUAGGUUAGUUCAGUUUAAGCGAGAGAAGAUAAAGUUCUAAGUUACACUCAGAGGUAGGUAUAUCAGGUAUAACUUGUAAAAUCUUUUUGUGAGCUCAAGGCAAUGUUCCUGAACAUUCUCAAAAUAACUAUAUAUAGUAUUCAUAAAAUGAUUGGUAUCACGUUCUUAUUACAGCAAGGCUUCACUUGACAAUUUUCCACGUAAAAAACUUCGCUCUCGGCUUAUAAGAUGUGAAUGCACGCUGCAUGUUUCAACUUCACGUGAGUUCUGUCUCUGGUAAUCAUGUCAGGGCUAGGAGUCUUGAGAGAAGUGUUGGUUGACUUAAGUUGAAUUAUUUUUGAAUUCACAACAUAUUAUGGAAGAAACCGCAUUAUUUUUCUUAUCUUUUGAAAAGUAAAAAGUUUCUAACUUCUUUAUUUGAGAUUUCAAAGAUUUCGUCUAAACUUUAGAGAAUAUUCCUCAAACUUUUUGAAAAAUUAGAGUGCGGACGCCGCUAUUUUUAGAGAAACUCAUUGAUCUGAUUGUGCACACAUGAAGUAUUACUCAUGCUUAGCCGGGUAGGCCCCAAACAGCUGCUGCACCAGCCAUUGCUAAAAAAAUCUUUAUCUGGUUAAAAAACGCCAUAUGUGGGACCUAAUUGUUUAAACAGAUAGGAAGGUUACUUUUUUGGAAUAACAAAAUGCGAAAUGUGCGCAAAUUUCAUGCGUGGUUUUAAUAGCAGAUUUACAGUGGCAUGGUUUCUGGGGCAUGUUUCUACCUUGAAUAACACUAUAACGCCUUACUAAGUUUGAAAAAGCAUAUUGAUCAAAUUAAUAAGAAAUUUAUGAAUUUUACAGGUGGAUUAGGGCAAGUGAGUGUUUUGAAUUGUCUUAUGCCUUCUAAAGAAGGUUUCUCUUAUGUUAGCAGGUCGAUUAGCUUUAAUAAUUUCUAAAUCAUUGUUGUAAAGUGAAGGGUGGCUUUCGCGCUCAGUUGUUGUUUUGACAAAAAAUACCUCUGUAAGGUGAGUGCUGUGGAGAGGAAGCAUAGGAAUAAUUUCUCAGCAUUAGGCGUGAAUGAAGCCUGUGAUAGCGGAAGGGAACGAAGUGCACGAAGAAGAUUUUUGGAUUAUGUACAAAAAAUGAAAGCAAUGUAAACAAAAUUUAAUUCUGAGCUUUGCACGACAGGUGUCGAUUUUAGUCAUGUAAUGUAAGUAAGAGUUUAUAUUUUACUGAAAGAUGUGCUAGGUUUAUGCAAUUAGAGCGCUUAGAUUCUGAUACGAUUACAACCGCGAGUUCGAGGUUUUCUAGUUUUUAAACAGUGAGCAUGCGUGAACAAGUGUUUAUAAAGCGGAAUAAUUCAAUAAUGAACUAGUUUGUGGGAAAAUGUUGUAGUGUAAAAAACAAGAUACAGGACACGUUAGCGGUUUUACAGUUUUACAACCUGAGAAAGGCUCAAUUUCCUCCAUUGAUUAUAGGCAUGUUAGUAUUUCGCUCUUCACUUGACGUCAAAUCUUCUUGUAAUCAAACUCUUCUUACAAUCUCAAGGCCUCUAAUGGUGUUUGUUAUGUCCUUUCUGGAAAAUGGGUAGGGAAAAGGUUAUGAUUUUGAUAUCGAGUGAUAUUGAGUGGAUUAAAAUGUGUGAUAUUUACACACCUGUGAAUAUUUCAAGUAAAUUAUUAUUGUUUUAUUUUUGUAAGAAGUGGCUUGGAAUUUUUAUUCAAGGGGUUGGGUCAGACUGUUUUAGUGCAUGGUCGUGACAUGCUUUGAAAUGUCAAAAUCACAAAUUGAGAUGGAAAGAAAAAACUUCAACAGCUUGUCUCAUUACAGGCUUCAUGUUUGGUAAGCAAAUGCUUAUUACAUUGGUUGAUUGUCGAAGCCGCAAUAAUGGAUUGGUAAGAUCGGGGAAAGGCUGGAGCGAACUUGUCUGUUCUCAUCACUACCACCCCCCUCUAGAAACCGUUUUUUCUCGCCCUAGAUAUUCCCUUACCUUACAACUGCGAUAAAGCGGCCUGAGCUCUCAAUUGGACCAUUCAUAACCUGCGUGUCCAAAGUAACCAUUCUGGUAGCUAAUAAAUCAAUUCAAGAGAGCUUAAUCUCUUUUGAUCAACUACUUUAACAAAAUGAGUACAGAUAAGGUCUUCUUGAGCAACGAAGAAAGUUUCUCUUUAUUUGAGCUCAUCAUAAAGUUGUGUGGUACUGAUUUGAUAAGUAAAGGCGACAUGAAUGCUAUCUCACUGGUCAGAUAAAGAC